This is a messenger RNA of Ochotona curzoniae (black-lipped pika), 6769 nucleotides long. RefSeq names its product E3 ubiquitin-protein ligase listerin. Bases 69 to 5366 code for a protein of 1765 amino acids. Gene Ontology annotation, molecular function: zinc ion binding; ribosomal large subunit binding; ubiquitin protein ligase activity. The transcript is spliced from 30 exons. Gene Ontology annotation, biological process: rescue of stalled cytosolic ribosome; ribosome-associated ubiquitin-dependent protein catabolic process. Gene Ontology annotation, cellular component: cytosol; RQC complex. Lineage: Eukaryota; Metazoa; Chordata; Mammalia; Lagomorpha; Ochotonidae. The record is from RefSeq and is a predicted model, not a curated record.
CCGGAAGUUGUGAUCCGGCUGAGUCCACCCGGGAGCUGGGGGCUGGGAGUGCGGCUGCAGCCGGCACGAUGGGCGGGAAGAACAAGCAGCGAACCAAGGGGAACCUGAGGCCUUCCAACAGUGGCCGAGCUGCAGAACUCCUUGCCAAAGAACAGGGCACAGUUCCUGGGUUUAUAGGGUUUGGAACAUCUCACAGUGACCUGGGCUAUGUUCCUGCUAUUCAGGGAGCUGAAGAAAUAGACAGCCUUGUAGAUUCUGACUUCCGGAUGGUGCUGCGGAAACUGUCUAAGAAAGAUGUCACAACAAAAUUAAAAGCUAUGCAGGAAUUUGGAACCAUGUGUACAGAGAGAGACACAGAAGCAGUGAAAGGAGUGCUUCCGUAUUGGCCAAGAAUAUUCUGCAAAAUUUCACUUGACCACGACCGCCGGGUUCGAGAGGCCACGCAGCAAGCUUUUGAAAAACUUAUCCUGAAAGUAAAGAAACACUUGGCUCCCUAUUUAAAAAGUUUGAUGGGCUAUUGGCUCAUGGCUCAGUGUGAUCCGUACUCGCCAGCCGCGUUUGCAGCGAAAGACGCAUUCGAAGCGGCCUUCCCUCCAACCAAGCAGCCUGAAGCCAUAGCAUUUUGUAAAGAUGAAAUUACCACUGUGCUGCAAGAUCAUCUCCUGAAGGAAACCCCUGACACCCUCAGUGACCCACAAACUGUCCCUGAGGAAGAAAGAGAAGCUAAAUUCUAUCGGGUUGUGACUUCUUCCUUAUUGGCAUUAAAGAAAUUGCUUUGCCUUUUACCGGAUAGUGAACUUGACUCUCUGGAGGAGAAAUUGAAAUCUCUGCUGUCACAGAACAAGUUCUGGAAGUAUGGAAAGCACAGUGUACCCCAGAUCCGCUCAGCUUAUUUUGAGUUAGUGUCUGCUUUGUGCCAGCGUAUUCCACAGUUGAUGAAAGAGGAAGCCUCCAAAGUGAGCCCUUCAGUUCUACUCAGCAUUGAUGACAGCGACCCCAUGGUGUGCCCGGCUCUCUGGGAAGCUGUCCUCUACACAGUUACAACUAUUGAGGACUGUUGGCUUCAUGUAAAUGCCAAAAAAAGUGUGUUUCCCAAGCUGUCCACUCUGAUUCGCGAGGGUGGCCGGGGCCUCGCCACUGUCAUCCAUCCCUACCUUCUGCCAUUCCUCAGCAAACUUCCUCAGUCCAUCACAGAUCCAAAGCUGGAUUUCUUCAAAAAUUUCCUCACAUCUCUUGUUGCAGGGCUGUCAACAGAGAGAAUCAAAUCAAGUGGUUCCGAGUGCUCAGCGGUGAUAGCCGCCUUUUUUGAAUGUUUGCGUUUUAUAAUGCAGCAAAACUUAGGUGAGGAAGCGAUCGAACAGAUGCUCGUAAAUGAUCAGUUGAUUCCUUUUGUUGAUAUGGUUCUCAAAGACCCAGUAUUGCAAAAUGGGCAACUGUUUCAUUGUUUGGCAGAAACCUUAAGUUCCUGGGAAGCUAAAGCAGACAUGGAUAAAGAUAAUCAGACAGCUCACGGCUUGGAAAAUGUCCUGCUGAAUUUCUGGGAACGAUUAUCAGAGAUCUGCGUCGAGAAAAUCGAUGAGCCAGAAGCUGAUGUUAAAUCCGUUUUGGGCGUCUGUAACUUACUACAGGUGCUGCAGAAGCCAAAGAGCUCAAUCAAGUCCAGUAAGAGGAAAAAUGGUAAAGUUAGAUUUGCUGAUGAGAUACCUGAACCUGAAAGUAACAAAGAGAAUGAGCAGUGCAUGUCAUCGGAAGGAGAGAACAGUGAGGCCACUGAGUUAGUGCCUGGGUCUGCUCGUGACUCCUCAGACGUCUUAUCUCCUCUAAGGAAAAAACCUUUGGACGAUUUAGUGUGUAAGCUCGCCGAGAUGAGUAUUAACUAUGUCAAUGAGAAGAAGUCAGAGCAACAUUUGCGGUUUCUGUCUACCCUGCUUGGCUCCUUCUCAUCAAGCCAGGUGUUUCAAGUGCUUCUUGGUGAUGAAAACCGGAGUAUUGUCAAAGCCAAAUCUGUUGCAAUAACCGAGCUCGCACAGAAAAAUCCCGCCGUGAAGUUCUUAUAUGGAAAAGUAAUAGGUUGGCUGAGUGAAGAACAAAGAAAGGAUUCUGGGUUCCUGGUGGACAUUUUGUACAGUGCCUUGCGUUGCUGUGAUAAUGAUAUGGAAAGAAAAGAUGUCUUGGACGAUAUCUCUGAGGAGCACCUACACUGGAAUUCUCUUCUUCAGGUUAUUGAAAAGGCAUGUUCUGGUUCAGAUAAGCAUGCUUCAGUAACACCUUGGCUAAAAGGUGAUACACUUGGAGAGAAACUGGUAACUUUGGCAGACGAACUUUGUAAUAAAAAGAACUUACAAUCUACUUCAGAAUCCUACUUCUCCGAAAAAUGGACUCUGCUAAAGUUGGUGUUGUCUCAGCAUGUUAAAAAUGAUUACUUGAUUGGAGAAGUAUAUGUUGAAAGAAUCAUUGUUAAACUUCAUGAAAGUUUAUGUAAAACAAAGACAUUGUCAGAAGCUGAUAACAGUGAUUCGUCAGUGUCUGUUGUCUGUGACGUGGUCCACAACUACUUCGGCUCUCCCAAAGGGUGCUCGUUAGUGCCCUCGGCUGAAGAGUUACUAUUAACGCUCUUUCAGUUGUGUGCUCAGAGCAAAGAAAAAACACACUUGCCAGAUUUUCUUAGGUGUAAACUGAAAGAUACUUGGCUCUCUGGUGUAAAUGUGUUGGUCCGUCAUGCCAGUGGCACAUUUAAGCAAAGCACCUUCCUACGUUCAUCUGCUCUGUGGCUCAAGAGUCAAGUUCAGUCUUCCUCUUUGGAUAUCACAAGUCUUCAAGUCCUUUUGUCUGCUGUUGAAGAUUUGCUAAUUGCAUUUCUAGAGAGUGAAGAUCCCUGUCUUCUGGCAGAUUAUAUUGGAAGUAUAAUGCCAACCAGCAGUGAAUGGGAAAAGAUGAGACAGUCUCUUCCUACUCAGUGGUUACACAGACCUCUUUUAGAGGGAAGAUUGAGUUUGAAUUACGAGUGUUCCAAAACUGAGUUUAACGAACAAGAUGCCAAGAGCCUUCCCAGCCAUUUGUGUAUGUCAGCCUUAUUGGGCAAGAUGAUGUUAGUGUCACUGAAAAAGAAAAUAAACCUGGAAAAUAGUGAGCUUGAGAAAAUAACCGCAGAGCUGCUCUACUCACUGCAGUGGUGUGAAGAACUAGACAACCCGCCUGCUUUCCUAACUGGAUUUUGUGAGAUGCUUGAAAAAAUGAGUAUUACAUUUGAUAACCUACGUGCAUUUGGCGAUACCUCUGGCCUUUUGCAACUGUUAUUUAACAGGUCCAAGGAAAAUGGAACACUCUGGGCUCUUAUUAUUGCCAAGUUGAUCCUUUCCCGAAGCAUUUCAUCUGAUGAAGUAAAGCCACAUUAUAAGAGAAAAGAAAGCUUUUUUCCACUAACCGAAGGUAAUCUGCAUACCAUCCAGAGUCUCUGUCCAUUUUUGUCAAAAGAAGAUAAAAAGGAAUUCAGUGCGCAGUGUAUCCCUGCUCUGCUGGGUUGGACUAAAGAAGAUCUUUGCAGUAUUGAUGGAGGUUUUGGCCAUCUUGCCAUUUUCAAUUCUUGUCUGCAGACCAGAAGCAUAGAUGACGGAGAGCUGUUACAUGGGAUAUUAAAAAUAAUAAUGUCCUGGAAGAAAGAGCAUGAGGACAUAUUUCUUUUCAGUUGUAAUCUAUCAGACACAAGUGCAGAGGUGCUCGGAGUGAACGUAGAGAUCAUCCGGUUCCUGUCCCUGUUCCUGAAGUGUGGCUCGUCUCCUUUGGCGGAGGGUGAAUGGGACUUCAUUAUGUGCUCCAUGUUGGCGUGGCUGGAGACAACAAAUGAAAACCAGGCGUUAUACUGCGUCCCCCUCGUCCAGCUCUUUGCCUGUGUCAGCUGUGACCUGGCCUGCGAGCUCAGUUCCUUCUUUGAUUCCGUAACUCCGGACACCGCUGGCAACCUUCCUGUAAAUCUAAUCAGUGAAUGGAAAGAAUUUUUCUCCCGAGGCAUCCACAGUUUGUUCUUACCUCUUUUGGUGACUGUUACAGGAGAAAACAAAGAUUUGUCGGAAACAUCCUUUAAGAAUGCGAUGCUGAGGCCCAUGUGUGAAACGCUAACGUAUAUUUCAAAGGAUCAGCUGUUGAGUCACAAACUUCCUGCAAAACUGGUUACUGGCCAAAAAACGAACUUACCGGAGUGUCUGCAGACCGUGUUGAAUACGUUGGUGCCGUUACUGCUCUUCCGAGCCAGGCCCGUGCAGAUCGCUGUGUAUCACAUGCUGUACAAAUUGAUGCCUGAAUUGCCAAAGUAUGAUCAAGAUAAUCUGAAGUCAUAUGGAGAUGAUGAAGAAGAACCAGCCUUGUCUCCACCGGGAGUGCUGAUGUCUGUCCUUAACAAACAAGAAGACUUACUAGAAAACAUUUUGGGGUGUAUUCCUGUGGGACAGAUAGUUACUAUCAAGCCACUGAGUGAAGACUUUUGUUACGUUCUGGGGUACCUCCUGACUUGGAAAUUAAUACUUACUUUCUUUAAAGCCGCUUCAUCUCAGCUUCGGGCUCUCUAUUCCAUGUACCUUCGCAAAACGAAGAGCUUGAAUAAGUUGCUGUACCACCUGUUCCGACUCAUGCCAGAAAACCCCACUUACGGAGAGACAGCUGUUGAGGCCACAAAUAAGGACCCGAAGACAUUUUUUACCGAGGAGCUCCAGCUGAGUAUUAGAGAAACAGCAACUCUUCCAUACCAUAUUCCACACUUGGCUUGUUCAGUGUAUCAUAUGACAUUAAAAGACUUGCCAGCCAUGGUUAGGCUGUGGUGGAACAGCAGUGAGAAACGUGUUUUCAAUAUUGUUGAUAGAUUUACAAGCAAGUAUGUCAGCAAUGUUCUUUCAUUUCAAGAAAUAUCUUCUGUGCAAACAAGUACACAGCUGCUUAAUGGCAUGGCGGUGAAAGCUCGAGCUACUACUCGAGAAGUAAUGGCUACGUACAGCAUCGAGGACAUUGUCAUUGAGCUUAUAAUACAGCUGCCUUCCAAUUAUCCUUUGGGGUCCAUCACAGUGGAAAGUGGCAAGAGAGUGGGAGUGGCCGUCCAGCAGUGGAGGAACUGGAUGCUGCAAUUAAGUACUUACCUCACUCAUCAGAACGGAAGUAUUAUGGAAGGCUUGGCAUUAUGGAAAAACAACGUGGACAAGCGCUUUGAGGGCGUUGAAGAUUGCAUGAUCUGCUUCUCAGUGAUUCACGGCUUCAACUACUCCCUUCCCAAAAAAGCCUGUAGAACGUGCAAGAAGAAAUUCCACUCAGCCUGCUUGUACAAAUGGUUUACGUCUAGCAACAAGUCGACGUGCCCCCUAUGUCGUGAGACCUUUUUCUGAGUCAGUUAAAGGCGUUUGACUUGGAUCGCUCGUGAGGCAGCGUUGAUGUGAGGAAGCCAGUUAUUUUUAAAUGGGACUUUUCCAAACAAUUCUUUUGGUUAAUGUAAUGAUCCUGAAAUCAAGUUUACUUAUCUUUAGAUUGCUUUGUAAAUGUUUGGAAAUCUUUUCCUUUACAAAAGAAUAUUGCAUAUUUGAGAGAAAAAUAUUUAUAUGAAUGGUUUAAUUUCUUUAUAUAGUUAAUGAAAAAAAUCUAAAUUACAGAAUUGGGAUAUAUGAAAAUGCAGCUAUUAUACUGAUAAAUCUAUUCAGUUUGUUCUAUGCUCUAGAAAAGUCCAGGUGAGGUAAAAUGAAUUGAGAGAGCUAAUGUAAAUCUGCAGAUAUUUUAAGACAUAUUUAUUAGUUUUGACAAACAAUAGAGACAACUAACUAAUUCUGAUUUUUGUAGAUUAUUCUAAUGAUAAAAUGACACUGAUCUGCUUAUCUCGAGCUAUCUGAAGCAUGCUGUUAUAUCCUAAGUAAGAGUACACUGAACUUAAAGGUGCCUCCGUCUGUCAAGGGGCAUGAGAUUCAGAAAGCUCCAGUUCAUCACACUUACAUUUUGCUUGUGGAAAAUCAUUUCCGUGCAUUGGUGAAAUCUCAAUUGUCAGUGAAUGGAUUACUCAGCUUGGAAGAGUUUCCAAAGGGUAAGAAUGUGGGAGAAAUAGUGAUUUGAUUAUUUCAUUCAUGAAGCAGAAUGGUACCUAUCCCUCAGUUGAGAGGGAAGAGUGAAAAAGCAUAAAGACUGAUAGAAUAACAAUAUUUUUAAAAAUGCUCUAGGAGUCUUUACAUUUUGGAGGUAGAUCUUGCUGUUAUUACCAGCCAAAAUUACACAAAAUAAGAGAUUUGGAGAAGCUGGCCUGUUUUAGCCUUCAGAAAAGAAAGCUAGGGUUUUACUGCAAAGUCAAGUUCAAUGUGAUAGAUAAAAGUGUGCAAAUGGGUGAAGGCCUGCUUUUUGCCACAGCAUGGUUACCAUUAAAAUUGUGCCCCAAACAUAUAAGUAUGGAACUUUGAAACUUGAAAUAAUUUUAUUGCAGUCUUCCAUUUCAUGGGGAACUAGUUAGGUUACUUAAGUGAUCAUCCAAUCCUCUGUGUUGCAAUGUUUAAUUGGCAAAAAGCAACUUGUGUUAAAUAAAACUGCUUACUGUCAACUGGGUAAAAUGACUAUUAUUGACAUAGCGUGACUAUUCGGAGGGCUGCAGUUGGAGAGUGAAGAAUUAUGACAUGGGAUUUCCAGACCUCUUGAAUUGCACUUGUAGAUGCAGCGUCUUACCCAGAUUCGUGUGUGUCUUAAAUUUUUUGUGUAGUAUUUAUUAUCUUCCUGCCUUGAGGCUUGGAGUCCGUCAAAUAAAGACAGCAAAAUUCUA